UUGGGAUCUGUCUGGAAUAAAGUCCAUGUCUAUGGUGUAUAUGUCUUGUAGACAAAGUGUACAAAGAAAAUAAGGAUAUCUUUACACCUACAUAUACACAAUCUUGAUGAACUUUGCCUUAGCUGUCCUGUUUUUGAAUUAUCACCACUUUUGGAUCAAAGUCCAGCAGCCCCAUCAAAGGCAAGCAUCGCUGACAUUGCCAGCACACCAAAACAACCAAGAGAUUGACCAGAAUGGAUACAACAUCCUCAUUUCUAAAGUCAGUAACCAAGCGAGUGUGGUCCCCACCGCAGAGACCUUUCAGGGUUUGCAGCCACAACAGAGAGGUCAAGAAGGGUGUCACAGCUGGAACUCUGGAGGAGCUAAAAGAGAGAGUACAACAGGCGCUGUUGCUCUCCCUGGUGUCUCUGGUUUGUGAAGACGAUGGAACAGAGGUAGGGUCCGAUGAAUUCCUCUCAACUCUGCCAGACAACUCGAUGAUCAUGGCCUUGAGGCCCGGACAGACAUGGCAACCCCAAGUGGGUGCAGUUGAGAAGAUCAAGCCCAAGUCAGGAAAAGACAUCGCAAGUGUCACCUUUGACCUUUAUAAGUUAAACGCAAGGGAUUUGUUUGGCUCUCUGAGCGUGAAGGCCACCUUUCAAGGACUGUACUCUGUGAGCGCUGACUUCCAGUGUCUGGGGCCCAAGAAAGUCAUCAGAGAAGCCCUCCGUAUGGCCUCCACCCUUCUCAACGCCGCAGGGCACCUGCUCAUCACCUCCGCCUCCAUGAUCCGUCGCAUCAUUGAGGGCAUGGAGCUUUGGCAGCCCCACAAGACAGAGUACACAGCAUCCUGGAAGUGACAACGCAAGUUCUUUUUUUUUUUAAGUAGACCUUAAAUUAUGCAAACAAAAGACACAUUUUGCAAGGCAUUUUGUAUAUUUUAAACAAAGCAUCUGAUCUUUAGUGUUAAUGUUGCCAAUUAUAAUGAUCUCCAUGACACACCCUUAUGUGUGGACUGAAAAGCGCAAAACAUUUACUAGUGACAGGUGGUGCAUUUCAUACCUGGGCCUUCAGUUAGGGACCCAGUCCACCUCUAUUUGUCUUAUCACCUCUCUUAAUUAUAUAAACCAUCAAUAAUAUACAAAAUAAUUUGGGAUGAAUACCAUUACUACUUAAGGAAGUCUUUGAAUACAUCGUCUCUAAACAGCUCCAAACCUAUACUACACCAUAAUGUACAGCAGUGAUUUUCAACCACUGUGCCACUGUACACUAGUAAUUGUCCAAAUACUUUUUUCUAAAUUCACAUUUAUUAAUCAUUUUCUGCAAAUAUUGUCAUUAUCGAGUGUCCGUGGUGUAAAGACUGGUGGAGCAAUGUAAUAUUCGUCCGUGUGGCAACACGUUGCUGAUUGCUUCGUUCCUCCAAUAGACUUAGUGCUGCACGUGAGGUAAUUAGUGGUGUGCGGCAAGAUUUUUCCAAUGUAAAAAAACGUAAUGUAGCUAAAAAAAAGGUUGACAAACACUGAUCUACAGCAGUUAACAAUCAAUGUGUACAUGACACACACACACACACACACAAAAAAUACGUCCCAUUCACCACUCACUUGUAAGGACUGGUCUGGAAGACUUCCGGUGGAAGUGGCAAACAAACCCUUUCCCAGGCUGACUUGUAUAUAAAACAUACGUACUUAUUUGUUCAUAUAAUGCGCACAGAACAAUAAACAAUGUCUAUAAACAGGAUCGAUUAAGUGCUGUUGUCAUGUGAUGAUGCGUUCAAGCAUACCCAUAACUUUGGGUGUUAGGCAUAGGCUUUCAGACAUCAGUUGGAGGUCAGGAAAAUAUGAUGUCACAGUGAGGUGAAUCUGAAAUGUGAUGUACCACUGAUAUUUACCCUGUGAAUUAACAUUGUUUUUUCCAUUCAUUUUCUACCGCUUAUCCUCAUGCAGGGGUACUGGAAUCUAUCCCAGUUUUGUUUCAAAUGAAAACGUUUGAACACUGACACAAAUCUAAGAACAGGCUUCACCUGACAGUGUAAUAAAUGUUCAGUUUUGUAAUUUUGUUUCCCAAACUGGUGAUACGGUCUGACCUUUGUUACAUGUACAUUUUGUCUUAACCAACAACACCUAGUUUAUAUUUAAGACUACUAACCAGAAAUUUUAUUGGAACAUGUCUGGCCUUCUCCAAGGAAAAGUGGUGUCCAGAAGAUGACGUCAGCUCUGAAAUACUCGGCAGCAGUACAUACAGUGCCUGGCAAGUCUUUGUGGAACAAAAUAAAAAGCAAAAGCCUCUAGAUCAUGCCUAUAUC
Molecule: messenger RNA, 2281 nt
Organism: Doryrhamphus excisus (bluestripe pipefish)
Lineage: Eukaryota; Metazoa; Chordata; Actinopteri; Syngnathiformes; Syngnathidae
Gene: cideb
Product: cell death inducing DFFA like effector b
Biological process (GO): apoptotic process; regulation of apoptotic process
Source: RefSeq, a predicted model, not a curated record